Molecule: messenger RNA, 3242 nt
Organism: Physella acuta
Lineage: Eukaryota; Metazoa; Mollusca; Gastropoda; Physidae
Source: RefSeq, a predicted model, not a curated record
ACGAAGAGGAAGUCAACAUAUCCGUAACAGAACUAAAGAAAUUGAGGGAUUUGUAAUUUGUAUCCAAAAGCCUCAACUGUUUAGCUUUACUUUCUUAAUUCUUUUUAUGUUUUUAUUAUCUGGAAGAAAAAAAUCGAAGCAACAACAAUGGCAUUCAAUUUUAUGAUGAAUGACUAUUGCCUUGAGCCAACUUCAACUGGGUUUUCAUAUCAUCUCCCUGGUCAUCCUCAUCCGAAUAUUCCCCCAAUUUUGCCAACUACAAAUAAUUCUAUGCACACUCAUCCUGGUUCAACUCACACUCAUAUGAAUCAUGGACAUAAUCACACUCAUUCAGAUAAUUUAAAUAACAUUCCACAAAUGGCUCCACCAGGAUUAGGAUCAAUGGGACAAGGAGUAGGAGGUUUUUCAUAUCACCAGGAGCCAAUGAUCCGCCAAGACCCAGAACCAGCAAUGCCUGCAGGAACAGCUAAGAAAAAAUCUAAGAAAGAAAGAAAGCGGAGACAGUCAGGUACUAGUUUAUCAAGGGCAGAAUUAAAGCGAAGGAGAAAUGCAGGAGAGGAAUAUGUGACUAGAAAAGGCAAAGUUGUUGGCAAAAAAGAAUAUGAACCAAUAGAUUGUAAGUGUAGGUUAAACUGUACAGUUAAUGUGACUCAUAAUAUGAGAAAAUUGAUAUUUGAUCAGUUUCAUGCACUGGCUGACUGGAACAAUCAAACACAGUUUAUUGUUUCAUCAGUGACUGUUCUUGAUAUCAAAGAAAGAAAAAGAAGAAUCAAACAGGAAAUACAAUCUCCAAAAACCAAAAGAUCAUCAUCCAGACUUUUUCACCUAACAAAUAAAAAAAUUCGUGUGUGUAAACCUGUAUUUCUUUCUGCAUUAGGAAUCACAAACAAAAGAUUAGAUUAUGCUCUUAGGUAUAAAGCCCUUCCUUUGACAGCCUUGGCCACACCUGACUUCAGAGGUAAAAAAGGUCCUCUGAAUAAAACACCAGCUGAAGUAGAAGACAGAAUACGGGCCCAUAUCAAAUCUUUUCCAAAGUCACCCAGUGCUCAGGGAAAACUAAAUAAAGGCAUUCAAACUUUACCACCUGACCUAACCAUUUCAAAGAUGUAUUCCCUUUAUCAAGAGCAGUGCCAAAGUGAAGGUAUCGCAGCAGCAUCAAUGUGGGUUUAUGCCAAAAUCUUUCAUUCAGAAUCUAAAGUACACUUGGCAGUUCCAAAAAAAGAGCCAUGCAAAACUUGUGAAAAGACUAAAAUAAUUUUAUAUAGUGGUAAUGAGCCAGAAAAAAUAAUUCAAAUGUUGAUGAAAGAAUAUCAAGACAGACCAUCACAGAACAUAAACACAUUCAUUGAUUUCUCACAUGCAGAUUACACAGCAUAUUCUCAAAAAAAGAACUAAGUGCCAAGGACUAAGGUAGAAUAAAUAGGUAAUAAAAUGGUUGUGUGGCUUCCUCACUGUUCUUGUCUCAAAUGUGACUUAAAUCAUCUGUCACUCCAUUAUAACAAGAAGUUUUUCUGUGUUGAAAUCUGCCUUACUUUAAAGCACACAGGAGUCUUCUUCCAUAUCAGACAAUAGUUAAUUAAUAGGUCUUUAAUAUUUUUAUAUUUUGCUAAUGUAAUGAAUUUUUAUGAUUUUUCAAAAAUGGAAUUAUUCAUUUUUUUCUCAAGCAUAAUGUUUAAAUAUAUUUUUUAUUUACAGUAAAGAACAAAUAAAGACAUAAUAUUAAAAUUAGACCUAGCAGUUAUUAUUUUAUCAAACUUAGUUAAUGUAUUAAAUACUGGUAUCAGUUAUUUUGCAGAUGUUUUUUAUGCCUAUCUAGGUCAAUAAACAUGACUUUAAAAGCAAAAUGGUUCAUUAUAAACAUUUAAAACUUAUUAUUUAAAUACAGUUUCUGAAAAUUGUUAAAGUUAUCUUGUGUAAUUAUUUAAAUAAAUAAACCUCUCACCUAAAAGAACGUCAUAACGUAGAUCAGGAUAAAAGAUCACCAACCUGUUAAUGUCUUUUGUUCCAUAUGAUUUUAAAUAACUUUUUUUUCUUUACCUUCCUUAGGUAUUCAUUUGUAUUUUUGUACAAUCAAUUGAUCAAUGAGUUGAUUUGACUCUUACACAAUUUUACUUUAAUUCCCCAGCAUUUGCAUAACGUAUGGAAAUUGAAUAUCCCAUAAUUUUAGCAUUUAUAUUUUGAAGGACAAUAUUUUUUUACACUUGUGAUAAUUUAAUUUUUACUUUUUUAAAACCCACAAGUCUUGUUACCAACAUGCUUAUUAAAUCUUUUGAGCAUACAUUUUAUACAUUUACUAGCCUACAUUUUCUACAGUUUAGCUGAAUGGUGUGCUCAUUUUAAUUUUAUUGUAAGAUUCAUGAUAAUUCAUCAUCAUUUCUCUUACGUUAGAAGCAGGUUUAUCUCCCCUCCUCUAGACUACGUAAUGUCCAGUUAAACUGUAGACUCUAAAUUUAUUCAACAAGUAUUACACAUCCAAGAUUGUUGGUACAUCAGCCAGACAUUCCAGUUUAUUUCAUUACAGCAGUAUAGCUGGAUAGUUAUAUUUCUACAUUGGCACAUUAAAAUACACACCCACAUCUUAAAGCUCAAUGCAGCCCAAUCAUUAAUCAAGUUAAGAAAUAAAGUUUGAUUAAAAAGUUUUCUCUAUGUUUAAACAUCGCCAUUUUGUUAACUCACUGUUAUUAUUUGAAUUAAAACCAUUAUAGAGGCUCAACUCUCUCUGUUGGGUUAUGAUCACUGGGUUGGUUAGCAAACUAGCGCUCUUCUGCUGUUUUGUUAACCAUAUUUUGGACCUAAUUUUCAUGUAGUAAAAUAUAUUUCCAAUCACCCAGUGAUUGUUGUUAAAAUUAUAAUAUAUCAAUAGUAAAUGAUGCUGGGGGAAGUUUUGUUAAUAGCAACAUAUUUAACGACAGGUACAAGACACCAGCUAUUUCCUAUGACACAUUAUUUGUCCUACUAAAUUAAUCAUUUCUUAUUUAUGUUUACAUAAAUUGACAUUGAUUUCUAGUUUUAUUUAGGCUACAGUUUACAUUAGUAAACUUCUAUUAUAAGUCACACAGUCAUCAAAUAAUGUUCAUUUCCCUUGCCCCUAAUUAUAAUCAUGUCAUCAUUUUGUGUGUAGUCCUUAUGGAGUAUAUUCAAUGACAUAAUACAGUUCUGUGAGAUAAAAAUAUAUUAGCAUUCUUGUGGGGAUGUACAUUUGUAAUUUAUUCAAUCAUGUGACUGAGAUGUAUGCAUUUGUU